AUGGCUGAACAUAUCGAUAAAAUAUGUCUGAAUAAUAAUCUUCGUUAUCGUUUUGAUUAUGUAUCAAAAUUUCUUAAUUUUACUAAAGACGACAUAGCAUGUCUCAAUGCACUGGUACCGAUUAUAUUUCCACGUAUUCCAUCUCUUGUUGAAGCCGUUUAUAAAAAAUUUAAUUCAUUUGACAUAACAAAACAAUCUUUUUAUAUGCGUUCUGGUAAUUUCGAAAGUUUCCCAUUCAACGAAGACACAGACGCUACUAUUAUAUCAACAAAAACUGAUUUUCGUAAGGAUAUGUUAAGUAUGUAUUUAAAACGAGUUUUUAUUCAAACAGAAUGGAACGAUAAAUUUCUUCAAUAUUUAUCACAAAUCGGUGAAAUUCAUACAGAAUCCGAUCGUACAGAAUCAACACAUAUUGAUUAUAUGCAUGUAAAUACUUUACUUGGAUAUUUAGAAAAUCUUCUUAUUGAUUUAUUAUGGAAUAUGGAAAAUCUGGAUAGGCCAAAGAAAAGUUUAAGUAUACGAGCAGUAAAUAAAUUUUUUUGGAUACAAAAUGAUUUCUUUACAAUGAAUUAUGGAUCGACAGUAAAAAAAUGA
Rotaria socialis is the source of this 594-nucleotide messenger RNA. Lineage: Eukaryota; Metazoa; Rotifera; Eurotatoria; Philodinida; Philodinidae. The record is from the annotation of a GenBank genome assembly.